This is a messenger RNA of Eublepharis macularius, 624 nucleotides long. RefSeq names its product methyltransferase-like 26 B. Bases 1 to 624 code for a protein of 207 amino acids. NCBI's taxonomy places the organism in Eukaryota, Metazoa, Chordata, Lepidosauria, Squamata, Eublepharidae. The transcript is spliced from 6 exons. The record is from RefSeq and is a predicted model, not a curated record.
AUGCUGGUUUCUCCCAUGGCUGAAAGGAACAAAGACACUAUCCUGGAGGUUCUGGCCGACUACGUAGAUGAAACAAGUUCGGCUUUUGGACUGGAACUCGGAUCUGGGACCGGACAGCAUGUGGUGCACUUUGCCCACGCCCUGCCCAGUGUGACCUGGCAACCUUCUGAAAUCAAUCCAACUUCUCAACAGAGCAUCUGUGCAUACAUCCGUGCUACCAAAGUGACCAAUGUCCGAGAGCCCCUGGCCAUCGAUGUAUCACAGCCAUGGAACCAGUGGGGUGGCCUGACGCAAGGCUGCUGUGACUUCAUUGUCAUCAUCAACAUGCUACACAUGACUGACCGAGGCAUGGAGGGGAUGUUUAAAGGGAUAGGACAAUUGCUGAAACCUGGAGGCAUUUGCCUAGCCUAUGGGCCCUUUGCCGUUAAUGGGAUCAUCCUACCAGAAUGCAACGUGCACCUAGAUGAAAUGCUUCAGGUCAGGAACCCUGAAUGGGGGCUGAGAGAUGUAGAAGAGCUUCGUCAGCUGGCCAACACCAAUGCAUUACGGCUUGAACGCAUGCUGGAGAUGCCUGAAUAUACCAAAUGCCUGAUCUUUCGUCGGAAGCAGUUCUCUGAAUGCUAG